AUGGCUCAGAAGAGACGUGUUGGUUGGGGUCGCCAUAAAUGUGUUUCCUUUAACGUAUCUUGCUGUGUGUUUGGUUUUUCAACGACGGUGAGAGAUAAGGCGAGGAGAGAUUUAAGAGAUAGAACCGACGUAGGGAGCUCCGUUCUGAGUUCCUUCGCUGCAGAAGUCAUGAUGGACGAGAUGUGUAUGGUGAUGUGUGGAGCAUGGCUAUGUGGGUCUGACGGGAAAAGGGAGUUUGUUGUGGACAAGAGAAACAUGGCGAGAAUGAUACCUGUCCAUGAAGCGCUGACCAUAAAGGAGAUCGAGGGUCAGGUGUUUGCUGAGUUCAAGAAGUCGGAAACUUCUUUCAAUGUAGCGCUUAGCUACUGGCCACCAGACAGCAAGGACCUUGUGACAGGAAUUAAAACACCCCCCGUCUUGCUGACAAGCGAUGGUGCGCUUAGGUAUUUCUUUUCCCACAUGAAAGUCACCGGGACUUUGAAUCUGUUCGCAACUUUCGACAGUUUGGGGUAUGCUACGGCUGCUGCUGACUUGGAUGGCUUUGAAACACCGAGAUGCAGUACGAAGCAGCGCGAGAGUGGUAGUAAAAGAAAGGAUGUCGACCUCUCCAGCGUUGGUUCGAAAACCAACUUCAUUAACCUUGAUGAUUUUCAGCUUAUUGAGGAGGUUGAGAAAUUAGAAGAGAGGUUGAUGUCAGAAAGUAACCCCACUGGUGGAGGUGAUUGUAGUGGCUGGAGUGACGGUAUUGACAGUGACUACAGUGGGCCAGAAGAGAUUGAUGAAAGGGAUGUUAGGCCUAGAGGUUAUGACGUUGAGUUUUUGGAGCCACUAAUUGAUGGUGAUUUGGGAGGCCGCAACGCUGUUGAAGUUGUGUUUAACGACAAAGAGGCCAAUGGGGUUGCGAAGUUGUCGGAGGGUAGCAGAAGUGAGCCUGUCGGGGAAAGCAGCGGCGGUGGUAGAUGUUUGAAGGGUGAGAUCCAUGUGGAUGACUUCGCUUGGAUGGGUAGAACGAGUUUAGGUGGACGGAACACUCGUGGUCAGGAGCCGGUCUACGAAGCCGCCGAGAUCCCAGGGUUAGAUGUUGAAGAGGCCGAUGGGGUUGUUCAUGUUGGGAAGGUGUAUGGUAGUAAAGUCGAUUGUCAGAUUGCUUUGGCGAUUUAUGCUAUCAAAGGGCAGUUUCAGUUCAAACAGACGAGGACAAAGGUAGACUCGUUUGUGUGCGAGUGUCCCGAUGAUUGUUGUGACUGGAGAGUCACAGCUCACGAGAUAAGGGGGUGUGGUUACUAUGAAAUUAGGAAGGCUCAGCUGGAUCAUUCUUGUCCAAUCGAGAGUAGGAAUGGGUAUGGUAGUAGGGGGACUGCUAGGGUUAUUGCAGCGGUGUACAAAGCAAAAUUCAAAGAUCCUUCGAAAGGCCCAAAGGUGGUUGAAAUCCAACGGCUUUUGAUGGAGGAUCUUAGGAUAUCGGCAUCUUACAUGAAGUGUUACAGAGCCAAAGAGCAAGCAAUCUUUGAGUUGAGGGGACCAGAUGAUGACUCGUAUAUGAAGCUGGCUGAGUAUCUGUAUAUGCUGAAACUUGCUAAUCCCGGGACGGUAGCUGAUAUUGAGACAGAGGUUGACGACGAGGGGGUGGAGCGGUUCCUUUACAUGUUUUUGGCUUUUGGGGCAUCUAUUAAGAGGUUUCAGAAGCUGAGGCAUGUGUUGGUUGUAGACGGCACCCAUCUAAGUGCGAAGUACAAGGGAGUGUUGCUUACAGCAAGUGGACAAGAUGGCAAUUUCAAAGUGUUUCCUUUGGCAUUUGCAAUAGUAGACAGUGAGGAUACUGAGGCUUGGACGUGGUUUCUGCAGAAGGUGGAGAGGCUAUUGGCGGAUUCGAGCAACCUUGCUAUAAUAUCAGAUCGGGCCACUUCAAUUGCCAAUGCGGUCAGCUGUUUGUAUCCACAAGCCCACCAUGGGUUUUGUAUCGUCCAUUUAGCCCGGAACGUGAAUGCUAGGUUCUUUAGCAAGGGGUUAGCGAGGUUGGUGACUGCGGCUGCGACUGCGCAUAGGCUGAGGGAUUACAAGAACUUCUGUGACAAGAUCAGGGCGUCAAACAACGCAUGUGGGGUCUAUUUGGGGAAGAUAGGGUCUGCCCAUUGGUCUAGAACGUACUUUGAGGGGCAGAGGUAUAAUAUAAUGACUAGUAACAUAGCUGAACAGCUUAACAACGCAUUGGAAAAGGGUAGGUCGUCCCCAAUAAUUGAGUUGGUGAUGUUCAUACAAGGGAUGACGACAAGGUGGUUCAGUGCAAGGCGUAAGAAGGCCAAUAAGCACUGGGGUUUUGUGAGGGGCAGCAAGGUGAACUCUAUUUCUAGCUGGAGCUGCCAAGUUGUUGGGAAGUUUGGUGGUUCUGAGAGUGUUCAGUUGGAGCAGAAGAAGUGUACUUGCAAGUACUUUGACCACAUGAAGAUACCAUGUGGGCAUGCCAUGAUUGCAGCUGACAACCUAGGUCUCGCAUAUGAGACUAUGGUAGGACAUUGGUACAAGACGGUGGCGUGGAGGGAAACCUAUGCAGGUGUUAUUAGGCCAAUUGGCGACCCUAGGGACGAAGAUACUCCCGACGAUGUCAGGAAUGCAAUGUUAAUGCCACCAUUGACUAAGAGGCCACCAGGAAGGCGUAGGACCAAACGAUUCCCCUCGACAGGGGAGAUGCCGGGCCCUAAGAAGAAGACUGUGCCUAAUAAGUGUGGGAGGUGCAAGGUAGAAGGACACAACCGGACUAAUUGCACUGUUCCGAUAUGA
Messenger RNA from Brassica oleracea var. oleracea, 2778 nucleotides. RefSeq lists its product as uncharacterized. Lineage: Eukaryota; Viridiplantae; Streptophyta; Magnoliopsida; Brassicales; Brassicaceae. The coding region runs from base 1 to 2778 and encodes 925 amino acids. Gene Ontology annotation, molecular function: zinc ion binding. The record is from RefSeq and is a predicted model, not a curated record. The transcript has 4 exons.